GUACAUUAUUGACUUAAUAGACAGUACAAAUAGUAUAGAUAAAGAAGAGAGAGAUGAGAUGGGGAUUGGGGAAUGCGGGAUGCGUGUGACGCGUGGACCCCGCACGCAAACCCUAGAUCGGAAGCCGCACCCGGGCACAUGACCGCCUUAUCCCCGAGUCAGACCAGCGGCGGCCGGAACCGGGAGCCCCGUUGCUGGCCACGCCCCCACCGCUCGCGCGCGUCGAGCAGCUUCUCGUCGUAGUUGAGCCUACGCUUGGCGCCUACCGCCGGUUCCGCUGCCGGGUGUCCUCCCUUCGUGCCGCUGACACCAGAGGGUAGGAUCCCCGCGCUUUCGACCAGCAGAUCCCGCCGCGACCCAGGAAGGAGACACUUAUGGGGAAGGGACAAAUAUUAGCUGUUCUUCAAAUAGGUGGAGAAUUCAACACCGAUGAAGAUGGACACAUGUCAUAUUCUGGUGGAGAGGCACAUGCUAUGCAUGUUCAAAGUGACUGGACUUUUAGUGCAUUUAAGCAAGAGAUAUCGUCAACACUUAACAAUCUGAAGCUUGACCAGUUUGCAUUCAAGUAUUUCCUUCCAAAGAAUGAUAAAACUUUGAUCUCUAUUUCCAAUGACAAGGACCUACGACGCAUGGUUGAAUUCCAUGCGGAGUCAGAUUCGACAUACAUUUAUGUCAUGAAGAAAGCUGACAACAGAUCAAAGAACAUUGUUGCUGUCUUGGACACUCCCACAGAUGCCUUUGCGAUUGUCCCAACAACUCAGGAUGGGUCUAAGAGACAAAAGGUUUGUGCAAGUUGGAAGAAUGUGAUAACUGGAGUUGGCCAAGUGUUUGAAGGACCUAAGGAUUUCCGUGAUGCCUUACAUAAGUAUGCCAUUGCACAUAGAUUCCAUUAUAGAUUUAUCAAGAAUGACUCAUCUCGUGUGACUGCUGAAUGUACUGGUGAAGGUUGCCCAUGGCGAAUACAUGCUUCUAAGUCCCCUGCAAAGAAAGAAUUUAUGGUCAAGAAAAUAUCUGAAAGCCACACCUGUGAAUCUGAAACAGUCAAAAGCAAUCGGUUGGCUUCUCAACGAUGGGUUGCUAGUGUCAUAAAAGAAAAGUUGCGUGAUAGUCCAAACUACAGGCCAAGAGAUAUUGCAAAUGAUCUUCAACGAGAGUAUGGACUAUGCCUGAACUAUUCACAGGCUUGGCGUGGAAGAUCAAUUGCUCAGAAGGAACUUUAUAGUACACACGAAGAGGCCUGCAGUCAGUUGCCUUGGUUUUGUGAAAGGAUUGUAGAGACAAACCCUGGAAGUGUGGCAACUGUAGUGGCCUUGGAAGAUUCAAAGUUUCGUUUUUUUGUUGCAUUCCAUGCAUCGCUCCAUGGUUUUGAGCAUGGGUGCAGGCCGCUCCUUUUUCUUGAAGCGAUAACUGCAAAGCCGAAUAAGCACUGGAAGCUACUGGCUGCUGCUUCAGUUGAUGGUGAAGGUGAUGUGUUUCCAGUUGCUUUUGGUGUUGUGGAUGACGAGUCGCGUGAAAAUUGGCAUUGGUUUCUUGAGCAACUAAAAUCUUCACUUGGCACAUCUCGAACCAUCACAUUCAUAUCGAAUGGAGAACAUGGACUUUGGGAUGUAUUAUCUUCAGUUUUCCAAGAGUGUCAUCAUGGCUACUGUGUGGAGUCUCUUAUUGAAGAAUUUAAGAUGCAACUGGAUGAUGCAUGGACUGAGGAACUAAAAGAUUCGAUGGUUGAGCAUCUUAAGAAGGCCAUAAAUUCAUGCACAGCUGAUGAGUUCAAUCAGUAUAUUGAGCUCAUCAAAAGUGGUUCUGACAAGCUUGCUGAUUGGCUCUUGGAGAUCAAACCUGAGCGAUGGUCAGAUGCUUUUUUCAAGGGAUCACGUCAUGGGCAGUAUUCUUGUAAUAUUUUUGGCACUGUGUCUGAGUGGAUUCCCACGAGAUAUGAGCUUUCAGUUGUGCAAUUGGUUGACACGAUAAGAUGCAAGCUGAUGGAGAUGAUGUACACACGCAGAGAGUCUUCCAAUGCAUGGACUGAGGUAUUAACACCGGCAGCCAAUCAGAAACUUCAGGAAGAGGUGAACAAAGCCCACACCCUCAAUGUCCUUCCAGCAGAAAACGGUGAAAAUGGCAAUGUGUUUAAGGUCUGUGAUGACUCAGUUAAUGUUGUCAACCUUGACACAUGGGAAUGCACCUGCCAAAGGUGGCAUAUUUCUGGGCUGCCAUGCAUGCAUGUGAUUGCUGUAUUGGAGCGCACUGGGCAAUAUGCAUAUGACUACUGUGUGAAGUACUUCACAACAGAAUGCUACCGCUUGACCUAUUCCUUGUCAAUAAAUCCCAUACCUGAUGUUAUUGUGCCGCCUACAUUAAUCGACUUAGCUCAGAGCCCAGCAACAUACCCAUGCCCACUGCGAACCCGCCGUCGGGUUGGCCGGCCAAAAGAGAAGCCUGCUGAUCCUCGCAUUGCAAUCAAGAGGGCAGUGCGCUGCAGCAGGUGCAAGGGUUAUGGACACAACAAGGCAACCUGCAAAGUUCCUAUCAGCAGUUUCAGCACGUAGUAUUUACUCAUCAAAUCAGUUGUGCAGUGUGCAUUAGUGUGGAGAGUUGUUCGUGUUAUUCUCUGCAAUGUUAGUGUUGAUGUUUCUUUUGAUAGUCUGUGAUACAUGCUAGGGAUGAUCUUAGCUUGGCUGCCAAGAGAGGAGUCUGCUGAUCCUCGCAUUGCAAUUAAGAGAGCAGUGCGCUGCAGAAGGUGCAAGGGUUAUGGGCUUAUGGCCACCACAAGGCAAUCUGCAAUGUUCCGAUCAGCACAUAGUAUUUAAUCAUUGGAUCAGUUCCGCAAUGUAUAUUAAGGUGGAGAGUUGUUCGUGUUAAUUCUCCAAAAUGCUAGUUCUGAUGUUUCUUCGGAUAGUCUGUUAUACAUGCAAGGGUUGAUCUUAGCUCUAAAUUGAUCUGUAUUUUCACCAUUGCUUAGACUAACUGUAUUCAGCUUGUGAGUAAAACGCCGUAGCUUAUACUCAUGUUGCUAUCCACUUUACUCACUUUCUUUUCCGUUGUGUCUGCUGUGUGGCUUCCUCGCCAUCUCGGCAACUGCAAGACUAAAAUUAGCUAUUCUCGU
Messenger RNA from Zea mays, 3103 nucleotides. RefSeq lists its product as uncharacterized. The record is from RefSeq and is a predicted model, not a curated record. Gene Ontology annotation, molecular function: zinc ion binding; protein binding. NCBI's taxonomy places the organism in Eukaryota, Viridiplantae, Streptophyta, Magnoliopsida, Poales, Poaceae. Bases 375 to 2546 code for a protein of 723 amino acids. The transcript is spliced from 3 exons.